AGCGCUUCAGAUCCCAAGGCGUGAGGGCCGGCGGGCGGGCUUGAGGCGAGGCCCUCCGCGAUGAGGAGCGGUCCGGGAAGAGCUGUCAUGGUGGGGAGUGAAGAAGGGCAGAAGCGGGGCCCGUGGCAGAGGCCACUAGUUCUGCGGGGUAGGAUGAGGCUUCAGAGAGAUCACAGUACUGGUCAGCCCGCUGAAAUUGGACACUAUGUUUCUGUUUGUGAGGCCUUGCAGCUCCAGCCAGGCGACAGGAACUGUCUCGUUGCCCGUUCAAAAUGCUACCUGAGACUUGGAGAUACAGAAAAUUCCCUGAAGGAUGCAGAAGCCUCCCUGGUAUCGGAUAAAGAGUUUACCAAGGGACUAUACCAAAAAGCAGAGGCCUUGUACACCAUGGGAGACUUUGAAUUUGCCUUGGUCUUUUACCAUCGAGGUUACAAGCUCCGCCCAGAGUUGCAGAAAUUCAGACUGGGCAUUCAGAAAUCUCAGGAGGCGAUAGAAAAUUCUGUUGGAAGCCCUUCUUCCGUGAAACUAGAGAAUAGAGAGGACCUCUGUUUUCUGAGUCGCCAGGCAGAGAGUAAAAGAGCAAAACAGAAGCUUCAGGUCAAAUUUCCCAAAAAGGAUGCAAAGUACCUAAGUAAACAACAGGAGCCUGUGAGGAAUGAGAAGACAGAACGCCAGCUUCUUGGGGAGCUCUAUGUUGACAAGGCUUUUCUGGAGAAAUUGCUAAAAGAUGAAGACUUGAUCAAAAGCACUACAAAGCAAGGAGUAACUGUUGGAGACUUGAUCCAGGAAGGACUCUCCUAUUUGGACACUCGCACAGACUUCUGGCAGCAGCAGAAACCUAUUUAUGCCCGGAUCAGAGAUCGCAAGCUCAUGCUGAAGAGAUGGACCCGCGAUCAAAAGCGGAAGCCCUCUGAAGUGGCCAGAUACAUCCUAAAGAGCAUGGAGGACAUUGAUAUGUUGCUGACCAGUGGCUGUCCUGAAAGAAGCUGCCAGAAAGCUGAGCAUGUGCUGAAAAAGAUCCAAGGCUGGUCUGAUGACGAGAUCCCCAACAGGAGUGAGCUGGUUGGAAAUCUCUACAGUUGCAUUGGAAAUGCUCAGAUUGAGAUGGGGAACAUGGGUGCAGCUUUGCAGAGCCACCGGGUGGAUCUGGAUAUUGCCAGAGAAAGCAACUUGACUGAUGCCGUCUCCAGAGCCCUUGAUAAUAUUGGCCGAGUGUAUGCCCGCAUGGGCAGCUUCCAGGAAGCCAUUGAAACCUGGGAAGAGAAGAUUCCACUGGUGAAGAGCAAUCUAGAGAAGACUUGGUUGUUCCAUGAAAUUGGCAGAUGCUACCUAGAGCUCGAAAAAGCACCCGAGGCUCGAGACUACGGUGAAAAGUCCUUGCAGUGUGCAGAGGAGGAGGGAGACAUUGAGUGGCAGCUCAACGGCAGCGUGUUGGUGGCACAAGCACAAGUGAAACUAGAGGAUUUCCAGUCAGCGGUCACAUACUUCGAAAAGGCUCUGGAAAAGGCAAAACGCAUCCAUAAUGAUGCAGCUCAGCAAGCAAUCAUCAUUGCCCUGGAUGAAGCCAACAAAGGGUUCAUCAAAGAGUUGAAAGAAGAACAGAGAUGUGAGAGGAUGCGUGAAUUGAGAGAGUUUGAAGAGGAGGAGGAAGAAGAAGAGGAGGAGGAGGAAGAAGAAGAAGAGAGAGAGAGAGAAAAGGAUACAGAUGUUGCAAAAAUAGCAGAGGUCACAGUAGAAGCAAACAAAAGGGAAGAAUCUGAGAAAUUUGAAUCUGAAGGAGAGAAACUGGUAUCAGGCGAAGAGGGAGGAGAGACACUUGCUUCUGAGAAUGGGGAAAUGCAAGAGAUGGAGGGAGGACAGACACAAGGAGAAACUGAGGAGGAAAGAGUUACACAAGGAGAAACUGGGGGAGAAACUCGGAGAAUAGAAGAAGAGGAUGACACAGAAAACCAGAGCGAGGACAUUCCAGGAUAAGGCCUGUGAAAGUUUUAAAGCCUGGAAUUGUCUUUGCCAUGGUCAUCCAUUUUGCUUCACAAUAUUUUAUCCCCAAGUCACUCCUGGUGCCUUACAGGGCAUUCCAAAAGAACCAUGUUGCUUCUGAAUAUUUUAAGGGCGUUCCAAGAAGAUAGGAAAUGUUGUAAUUUCAUGCAAAGCACUCCAAAAGUCCACUAUUGGUUUUUCAGAUAAAAAGGAACUGCUCUGACCAUUAAAGAUCCUUCAGAGGCCA
Molecule: messenger RNA, 2227 nt
Organism: Elgaria multicarinata webbii
Lineage: Eukaryota; Metazoa; Chordata; Lepidosauria; Squamata; Anguidae
Gene: ODAD4
Product: outer dynein arm docking complex subunit 4
Exons: 11
Coding region: 61-1974 (637 amino acids)
Cellular component (GO): cytoplasm
Molecular function (GO): protein binding
Source: RefSeq, a predicted model, not a curated record